Vitis vinifera (wine grape) is the source of this 2975-nucleotide messenger RNA. Its product is annotated as protein REBELOTE. Gene Ontology annotation, cellular component: nucleolus; Noc2p-Noc3p complex; Noc1p-Noc2p complex. Gene Ontology annotation, biological process: ribosomal large subunit biogenesis. The coding region runs from base 472 to 2631 and encodes 719 amino acids. The transcript is spliced from 14 exons. NCBI's taxonomy places the organism in Eukaryota, Viridiplantae, Streptophyta, Magnoliopsida, Vitales, Vitaceae. The record is from RefSeq and is a predicted model, not a curated record.
GUCAAGCCUCCUGGCAGCAAAGAGGGGAAUGAUCAAAGGGCAAGUGGACAACAGAGCAGUAAUAUAAGCUUCUAAGAGCACCAUAGGAACUCCCACCGCAACCAAAACUGAUGACAGUAAAUCGAACGGUGAAUCGGACGAACCGGCCGGUUCAAUUAAAUUUUUUUUUACACAGCAUCAAAACGACGCCGUUUUGGAGGGUAAAUAGGCUGCCUGAAAGCCUGGAAACUGGAAACCCUCGCCGCCUCAGUCCUCCCCCCGCAGCAGCUGCCAGCGUGCCCUCUGUCUGCCCCCGACGUGCUCCGCCCGCGACACCCAGACGGCGUCCACCGGCAGCCGUUACAGGCCUGCAACCUUCGGCGUUGGAAGUCGGCAAAGCUCCUUGCUGUUGUUAACCGGUAAAGCCGGCGUUGGAAGGCGGCUCCGACUGGUACCCCACCCUGCCGCUGAGUAUUUGUCAAUUGCUGCACAAUGGGAAAACUUGGAAAGAAGGCCAGAAAGUUUGCAAAGAAGAAUCUUCAGUCCGUGCUUAAACGAAAGCGAAAGCUGAAGUCUAUGUUCAAGAAGAAAUCUUCUAGGGGUGAGCAAGAUGCUGCCGAUGAUCAAUUACAGGAUGAAACAAAUUUGCUAAAUGGAAGAAACCUUGAAGGUGAGGAUAUCGAAGGUACUUCUCUCGAUUCAAUAUUCAGUGAAGACGAUAGUGAUGUGGCUGGAGAUGAUUCUGACAGUGAUGGAUUUCUUUCAGAGGACUCAAGUUGUAUGUAUGUUCCUGAAAGUGAAAAUGGGAAUCUUUUAGAAGACAAUGGUGGUGGUAGUGCCUUAUUAGUGCAGAACAGGGAAAUUCAUUUGGAACUUGCAAAGAAAAAGAAAAAAUUGGACAGGUUGAAGGAAAAGGACCCAGAAUUUUCAAAGUUCUUGGAAAGCUAUCAUAAAGGCCUUGAAGAAUUGAGAAACGAUGAGAAUUACUCUGAUGAAGACGAGGAAAGUGAUCUCAAUAUGCAAUCAAUGAAUGAAGACAGCUUAAAUUUAAAAAUUGCCAAGCUGCUGACAAACUCUGCCAUCGAUUCUUGGUGUAAAAUAGUUGGAGAUCAGCAUAGCAUCUCUGCCCUUCCUAGUCUAUUAAAUGGGUAUCGGGCUGCAUGCCACUAUGGAACCAGUUCAACUAGUACCCUUGAUGCUGCUGCCUCAAGUUAUAGCAUUCAGAACAGCGAAACAUUCUGCAACAUAUUGAUGUUUAUGCUUUGUGAGGCUGAUAAUAUAUUUCGGGGAUUACUGGGAAUUUCAUGCUCCAGUUGCAGGAAAGAGACCAUUUUGGAUUUGAAGAAUACUGCAAAAUGGAAAUCUCUGAAGCCAAUGGUCAAGUCUUAUUUGAGGAGUACGCUGUUUCUCCUCAAUCAGGUUACUGACUCUGAGAUAUUGGCCUUCUCCUUAACUCGGCUCAGAGCUUCUAUAAUAUUUUUUACCACAUUUCCAUCUUUGUUGCGCAGACUCAUCAAGAUUGCAGUUCAUUUAUGGGCAACAGGUGGAGGGACUGUAUCAUCGUGCACCUUUCUCAUCAUACAGGAUGUGGCUCUUAUAUUUAGCUCUGACUGCUUUGACACCUGUUUGAUAAAAACAUAUAAAGCUUUUAUAGCUCACAGUAAAUUUGUGAAGCCUGGAUUUUAUAAGCAUAUACAAUUUCUCAGGAAUUCCUUUGUUGAGCUAUGCUCUUUAGAUGUGGAGAAAUCAAGCAAGAAGGCACUGGUGUCUAUGCAGCAACUUGCCAAGAUAUUACAGCAGGGUCUUCGAACAAGGAAGAAGGAAGCAAUUGAGAAGAUAUGUAGUUGGCAGUACACUAACUGCAUUGAUCUCUGGGUCAUGUUUAUAUCAGCAAACAUAUCUGAUAAUUCUCUUCAGCAUUUGCUAUUUAUGAUCAUCCAGAUCAUAAAUGGAGUGGCUUACCUGUUUCCUGCGCCAAGAUAUUUACCUUUAAGACUUAAAACCAUCCAAUGGCUGAAUCAUCUAUCCAGUUCUAGUGGGGUUUUCAUCCCUGUUGCGUCAUUGGUGUUGGAUACUUUGGAAUAUAAAAUUGGCAAGGAAAGUGGACAACCUGGAAAAGCCUUCAAUAUGUCUUCUGCCAUAAAGUUGCCAAAACAUUGUUUAAAAUCGCGGAAAUUCCAAGAAGAGUGCAUUUUGUCUGCCAUUGAAUUGCUUACAGUGCACUUUGGUCAGUGGAGCUACCACAUAUCCUUUCCAGAGCUGGCAAGUAUUCCACUAAUUCGCCUGAGAAAGUUUCAUGAGAUAACUAUUGAAAAUUUGCGGCAUGUGGUGAAGCGUCUGAUUGAUCAGGUGGAGCAAAAUGUUGAGUUUGUGCAGAAGAAAAGAGAUGAGGUUGCAUUUUCACCAAAUGAUCAGCAAUCUGUUGAAUCAUUUCUUCAGCUUGAAAAGGGUGGUGGUGGCAAUGCUCCUUUUACGCAAUAUUACAACAGCAUCAUGGAAAAGGCUGCUUCUAGGAGUCUGCUCAUGAAUGAAAAGGUGGAGGGUGUACAACUUGGGCUGCUAUCUAGAAAGGCCGACUUAAAGCCAAAAGCAGGUGGAUUGAAAUAUAAAAUGGAGUACUUUUCUGAAGAGUUUGGGGUUGACUUGGUGUGAUCACCUCAUCUCAAGUCAGCCCAAACCAAAUUAACCAAUACAAAAGCCGGCUGAUAGUGAGAUCCGUUGUCCAUUGUUGGCAUCAGCGAGUGGACAAGCACAUUAAAAUAAGUUCCACAUGAUGACAACAGCGCUGACAUGCUGCCUCAUUUUCUUUACUGGGACCUAAUUGUGCUUUCCCUUCAUCUUUGCAGUUUGUCUUUUGAUGCUUGUUGUAUUCAUUUAAGGAGAAACAUGCCUAACUUCCGUAUGAAACAUUAGUUCCUUUGCCAACCAAGCACAAAGGUGGUGGCUGACAACUACCGAUAUCACAUGCUGCAUGUUGUAAUUACUAUAUUCUACCA